Messenger RNA from Lycium ferocissimum, 575 nucleotides. RefSeq lists its product as uncharacterized. Lineage: Eukaryota; Viridiplantae; Streptophyta; Magnoliopsida; Solanales; Solanaceae. The transcript has a single exon. The record is from RefSeq and is a predicted model, not a curated record. Bases 1 to 537 code for a protein of 178 amino acids.
AUGCUAUAUAGUAAGUUGAGAGGUGUGAUGCCCAAGGUGGAUUGGAGAAGGAUAGUGUGCAAUAAUCAGGGGGCUCCUAAAUGGAUUUUCAUUUUGUACGUGGCAGUUUCAAGGAGACUUCUUACUAGAACUAGGCUAGCAAAAUGGGGAAUCAUUACUGAGGUGAACUGUCCUCUUUGUGAGAGGGUGGAUGAGGAUAUAGACCAUUUGCUAUUUGAAUGCUCUUUCUCUGCAACUAUGUGGGAGAAGGUGUUGGCAUGGCAAGGUAUACAAAGGAGAGCAAUGCCUUGGCAACAGGAAGUAUUUUGGGCAAUCUGCCAUGCUAAGGGCAGAACUGGCAAAGCUGAGGUAUACCGAAUGGCAUUGGCAAGUAGUGUUUAUCAUAUUUGGCAGGAGAGGAACUGGAGAAUAUUUCAAAAGAGAUCAAGGAGUGCAGCUGAACUUACUAGAUUGAUCAUUCAAGAAGUGCAUUGUAGAAGAGGCAAGAAAGGGGAAACAGCUAAAGCCUUAGACAAUUUAAAUUUCUAUCCCUCCUAGCUGUGUAGGAUGCAUUGAGUUGUAGUGGUUGAUGCUGA